Messenger RNA from Sphaeramia orbicularis (orbiculate cardinalfish), 2160 nucleotides. RefSeq names its product cadherin-related family member 5b (gene cdhr5b). The transcript has 14 exons. Gene Ontology annotation, molecular function: calcium ion binding. The record is from RefSeq and is a predicted model, not a curated record. NCBI's taxonomy places the organism in Eukaryota, Metazoa, Chordata, Actinopteri, Kurtiformes, Apogonidae. Bases 1 to 2160 code for a protein of 719 amino acids. Gene Ontology annotation, cellular component: plasma membrane. Gene Ontology annotation, biological process: homophilic cell-cell adhesion.
AUGUCCACAAACAUGAAGCUACAAAGGAAUAUGAAGAUGUGUUUCGUAUUUCUGCUGUUGGCUUUGAUCCACGGUGCUGCUGAUGCUCAGAUAUGUUCUCCUCCAAGUGAGGUGAGUUUUCAAGAAAACAAUGCAGUGGGUGCAGUUGUCGCUUCGAUCCCUGUACAGGCAGGGGUGACCCUGACAGUCCAACUGUUGGCACCAGAAAAUACCCCAAACCCAUUCGCAAUUGAAGGAAACAACCUGAUAGCAACAGAGGUUCUGGACUACGAGGUCACUAAAAACACAUUUGUUAUACUACAAGAUGUGAAUGAUAACGCUCCAGUCUUUUCUCAAAGCGUCUAUAAUGCCAACGUCAAUGAGUUCUCUCCUGUGGGUACAACUGUUGGCCAGUUUCCUGCAGAUGACCCAGACACAGUCAGCCAGCUGUUCUACACACUGACAUCUGAAACAAAUGCCUUUGCCCUGCAGUCAGACACCCAGCCUCGCAUUCUUGUUCAGGCACCUCUUGACUAUGACAAGGUGAAAAAUGUCCAGCUGAUACUGAAAGUUCAGGACACUCCGUUGCCGCCGUCAGAUAUCAAACCGUCACACUCAGCCACCACCACCAUCAUGGUCACAAUCGUAGAUAUAGACAACAGACCGCCGUGGUUCCAGCCCUGUACGAUGACUGAAGUAGGAGCGGCGGUGAUCUGCCAGAGCCUUGGAUACACUGGCAGAGUCAACUUAAAUGAACAAGAGGCUGGAGUGUUACCUCUGGAGCCAGGACCGCUGUAUGCUAUUGAUGGAGACUCAGGGAUAAACGAGGCUGUGACAUAUUCAAUCCUUGCCGGAAAUGACGCUGGUUUGUUUGCGAUCAGUGCAAACACAGGAAACAUCACCAUGGUCAAAGUGGCUGAUGUGACAGAGACCAUCCGCCUCACAGUGAUGGCAGCUCAGAGUGUGAACAGUCAUCAGUUUUCCACCACCAGCGUCACCUUCACUGUCCAGGUGAAGAGCCUUCACCCUCCAAAGUUUGAGAGUGCUCAGUAUGAGGGUGUCGUCACUGCAGUGGGCGUAAUGGUGAUGGACCUGAAGAACAAGGAUCAACCACUGAAGAUCCUCGCCACAGAUGAAGACUACGCUGCUGCAGGGGGUAUCAAUCCUCACAUCACCUACACCAUUAAAGGCAGCAGUGACUUCUCCAUCAUAAAUGGAUUCUUGUUCAUGACCAGGGAUCUACCGGACAGUACAGUGUCUCUGGAGGUGGUGGCAGAGGACACGUCAAACUCAGAAUCAGCAACAGCCCGGCUCACAGUGGAGGUGACGUCAGGUCUCACCACCACCAGUUUACCUCCUAGCACCACAGACAACAAUGUGACCACUGAAGAUGUCCAGUCCACCACUAAUCCCAGUACAACCAGUGGCAGCACCAGUGGCUCCACUGAAGGAACCAUUUCUACCACUAAUCCCAGUUCGACCAGUGAAGAAGGCACCUCCUCCAGCAGCACAUCUGAGCCUCACACAGGUGUAACGGUCGUCUCAGGUGAUUUCGGGGUGGAGGACAUGGCGGCACUCGGUGCCUCUUUAGGCGUCCUUCUGUUCAUCUGCCUGGUCAUCAUCAUCGUCCUCGCACUUCAGGUUAAGAAAGGAAAAGCAGACUGGAGGAAAAUCUACGAAACCAACAUGUUUAGAAGCUCUCUGGGCCAGGGGUCAUCUGGUCAGACGGAGGCCAUCCAGUACACAAAUGACGGCUUCCAGCGUGAUGACGAUGAAGAUGGAGACUCUUCAUCUAGUGUAUCGCCAGAAUUAGGGCCAGAAAGAAGAACUAUCCCUCCCCCAGAGACCGUCCCGGAAUCUUCAUCACCGCCGUCUGACGAUGAAAAGGACGAAAAGGAGGUGAAGCCCAUCCUGACCAAAGAGAAACGUAUGGAGGAGGGGUACAAGGCUGUCUGGUUUAAAGAGGACAUUGACCCAGACGCCAAAGAGGAGGUGGUCAUCAUCCCAGAGAGAGGGGAGGAGGAGGAUGAGGAGGAGGAUGAAGAGGAGGACAACAACUUACCGAUGAAGAUCCCAAAGGUGGCGUUUGCUGAAAGUGACAUGGACAGUGGGCUCAGCAUGAGAAUGGAAGAGCCAGAGGACGACUCAGGGGAAGAAGAAACGAUGACCUCUGAACUGUGA